AUGGCCAAGAUAGUCCACCUCCGUCUUGCCGAGCAAAUCUGGGACACAGGAGACGAAACCGAUGCCGGUGUCGACAUCAUCCUCGGCCCAAUCAAACUAAGAGCAGCAGAGUACACCGACGUCAACACCAUGGCAGCCGCCACGACCCUCUUUUCCGGACAAGCACGACCCGCCGUCCUCUCCACCGACGACACCCUUCUGAACCAAGACAACUGGCAACUCCGCGACCUAGCCUUCACCUACAUCCACACCGGUGGCACCAUCGUCAUCAUCCCAAUGGUCGGAAGCAAUGGUGUAUACAUUGAAGAAUUCGUCGUCAAACUCGGGCUUCCUUGGGUUGAAAAACAGAUCGGACGGAGGGAUUUCUCUGUCAACUCGGCUUUCCGUCGUUUCAGUGUCUCCAGUAUCCGUGGCUACAGCUGCGGCUCGAAAGCUAUGCACCUGGAAGAUGUGGCGAGGGAGGAUAGUCUGCUGAUUUCGCCGCGCAAUUGGGUUUAUCGGUCGGAUGUUCCGCCAGGAGGGCAUGAGCUGGACCGGUUUCGGGACGAUGAGGAGGAGGCUGCUGCGAAGGUUGAGAAGCAUUAUGUAGCUGCAGCGUUGGCAGGCGUUGGGCAGGGACGGGUGGGAUAUGUGGCCGAAUGCUUUGGUGAUGCUGAUGCUGUCAAUGUGGUGCUUGGCAUGUUGGGGAUGUUGUAG
Fulvia fulva is the source of this 696-nucleotide messenger RNA. RefSeq lists its product as uncharacterized. Lineage: Eukaryota; Fungi; Ascomycota; Dothideomycetes; Mycosphaerellales; Mycosphaerellaceae. The transcript has a single exon. The record is from RefSeq and is a predicted model, not a curated record. Bases 1 to 696 code for a protein of 231 amino acids.